Molecule: messenger RNA, 1752 nt
Organism: Ustilaginoidea virens
Lineage: Eukaryota; Fungi; Ascomycota; Sordariomycetes; Hypocreales; Clavicipitaceae
Exons: 3
Coding region: 1-1752 (583 amino acids)
Biological process (GO): proteasome-mediated ubiquitin-dependent protein catabolic process
Cellular component (GO): GID complex
Molecular function (GO): protein binding
Source: RefSeq, a predicted model, not a curated record
AUGGCAUCUGAUACUGGGUCCGUUACGCUGUCCAACGGGAGUGCGAUAGCUCGCUCCAAUGGGUCAACUGGAGGUGCAGCUUUGCAACGACCGGCCAUCGCAGCCGGAGUCACCAACGGUACACACAAAGCCGCUCCUCUGGCCGCAAAUGGUUCGUCCAACGGAGAAAAGACUCCCGUGCCGACGCCGCGAUCAACAACGUACUUCGGCCACAAUAGAGAGGAAGUGACGCGGAUCCUCAUUCAAGCGCUGUCCGACAUGGGUUAUCAGGCGGCGGCCGAAAGCGUCAGUCGGGACAGCGGAUAUAAAUUGGAAAGCCCUACCGUAGCGGCGUUCCGCUCCGCCAUACUUGAUGGAUCAUGGCCCGAAGCUGAAAACCUGCUGACGGGAGCUAUUGUUUCAGGGCAAGGCAACGGAAAUGGUGGUGAAGGCAACGGGCUCGUACUAGCACCAGGCUCGGACCGGGACGUGAUGAGAUUUCGCAUGCGGCAGCAGAAAUUCCUCGAGUUACUGGAAAAAAAAGACACAACCCGGGCGCUUCACGUCUUGCGUACCGAGCUGACACCGCUACACCAUGACACGAGCAAGCUGCAUUUCCUUUCGAGUCUUUUGAUGUGCCUAUCAACAAACGACCUGAUGACAAAGGCAAACUGGGAUGGCGCAAAGGGCGACUCUCGCAAGAAGCUACUCUCAGAACUCUCAAGGUGCAUUUCACCGUCUGUCAUGUUGCCGGAAAAUCGCCUGGCUAUCCUUCUCGAGCAAGUGAAGCAGAGCCAGAUCAACACCUGCCUCUACCACACAGCUGCCUCAUCACCGUCAUUGUACUCGGACCACUUAUGUGACAGACGGAACUUUCCAACAGAAGUAGUACUGGAGCUGCAUGAACCCAAGGGAGAAGUCUGGCAAGUGCAGUUUUCUCAUGACGGGUCCAGGCUCGCGGCUUGCGGUUCAGACGACAAUGUUUUGAUCUGGGAGACAACGACCUUUUCAGUCGUGACUAAUCUCGCGAUUCAAGUGCAAAAAGAGCAUGCGUCCGGCGUGGCAAGCGUUUCGUGGAGUCCAGAUGACUCCAUGAUUGUCACCUGCUCGCUUGAUAACCAUGCACGGUUAUGGGAUGCCAAGACGGGAUCGUUGCUCAAGAAACUCAAGAGAUUCGAUGAGCCGAUUAGUGGUUGCGUAUGGGUCGGUGAGGGCGAUUCCUUCAUAUUGGGCACGUUGGAUACUAAGCGAAGCAUAUGCACCUUUGAUAUCCAAAGCGAAGAGCUGCUGCAGUGGAACAAGGAGCACCGCGUUCAAGUGCUAUGCGGCUCACCCGAUGGGAGAUGGUUGGUUGCAGCCGAUAACGUCAAGACUAUAUACGUGUACAACAUGAUGACGCGGGACCUUGAAUAUGAGUUGAAUCUGCUUACGGCGCCUACAUCGCUAGCCAUCAGCCAGGACUCUCGGCAGCUGCUAGUCAACAAGAAGGAUAGUGAAGCACAACUCAUUGACCUGGAGACGCGGAGCACCGUGCAGAAAUAUCUGGGGCACAAGAUUGACGAAUGCAUCAUCCGAUCUAUAUUCGGAGGUGCGAAUGAGAGUUUUGUGGUUAGCGGCAGCGAAGACGGAUACGUGUUCAUUUGGCAUAAAAACAUAGGGGCUGCCGUGGAAAGGUUGCCGGGUCAUAUUAAGAGAUGCAACGGUGCGGCAUGGAACCCAGCAGAUCCGUGUAUGCUUGCGUCGUGUAGUGACGAGGGUUCUAUCAAGAUGUAA